Molecule: messenger RNA, 1505 nt
Organism: Lucilia cuprina (Australian sheep blowfly)
Lineage: Eukaryota; Metazoa; Arthropoda; Insecta; Diptera; Calliphoridae
Product: putative inorganic phosphate cotransporter
Exons: 4
Coding region: 1-1425 (474 amino acids)
Biological process (GO): transmembrane transport; monoatomic anion transport
Cellular component (GO): plasma membrane
Molecular function (GO): transmembrane transporter activity
Source: RefSeq, a predicted model, not a curated record
AUGAAAUUCGAAAUAAGUCCCUUUUUGGGUCAAAGGCAUCUUCAGAUACUUUUACUGUUCCUAUCUAUAACUGUCAAUUAUAUUGCCAAAUUUAAUGCCAGUGUAUCUGUGGUAGCCAUGACUAAUGCUGAAUCAACAAAUCCCGAUUUUCCGGAAUACGAUUGGACCGAGAUGCAAAAAUCCUAUAUACUAUCCAGUUUCUUUUGGGGCUACUUUGUAACACAGUUUCCCGGUGGUUAUUUGUGUCGACGUUUUGGUGCUAAAAAAACAAUGUUCGUGUCUACACUAGGCUCUGCAGUAUUUGCUCUACUCAUUCCCUUUACUGUAGAUUGGGGUGGUUGGCAGGUCUAUUGUGGCAUACGUGUGGUGCAGGGUCUAUUUCAAGGACUACUUUUUCCCUGUAUUCAUGCCUAUUUAGCCGCCUGGUGUCCGGUUAGUGAACGUAAUCGUUUGGGUGCUUUAGCCAAUACAGGCAUUGAAUGUGGUACAGUAAUGGCCAUGUUUUUGAGUGGUAUUAUAGCAGCUUCUUCAAUGGGUUGGCCUGGUAUUUCCUACAUAUCAUUUGCUGUAGGUGCUGUCUGGUGUAUUUUAUGGCUUAUUUUUGCUGCCAAUAGUCCUAAUGAAUCGAAACUUAUAUCAGAGGAGGAAAGAACUUAUAUAGAAGAUUCUAAAAAUGCUUUGAAAGAACAUACUGCUAGUACUACACCUAAAUCUAUACCUGUACCUUGGCAUGCCAUUCUCACUUCAUGGCCAUUUUGGGCUUUACUUGUAGCACGCUCAGCUCACUCAUGGGGCUUCUCAACGUUGCAAGCUGAAAUUCCCUCCUAUAUGAAUGGUGUUUUAGGCUUAAAUAUGAAAGAUAAUGCUUUGUUCUCAGCCCUGCCCUAUUUUGCCAUGUGGUGUAUGUCAUAUGUCUAUCUUAUAUUAUCGGAUAUUUUGCUGCAAUCAAAAAUCUUAACUCUGACUGCCUUAAGGAAAACCUUAAAUUCAUUGGCUCUUUGGGUACCAGCUGCCGGUCUUAUACUUCUUGGUUUUGUGAGUGAGAAUCAAAAAACAUUAGCCAUUGUUCUAAUGACCGCUAGUGUGGGUAUUAACGCUGGCAAUACCAUUGGUAGUGCUCUCAAUACAAUCGAUCUCUCACCCAAUCAUGCGGGUAUUUUAAUGGGUAUAGUUAAUACCUCCGCCAAUGUAAUACCCAUUUUAACACCUUUACUAGUGGGUCUUAUUGUACAGGAUGAGACUGAUCGUACCGAAUGGCAAAUUGUAUUUGCCAUUUCAGCUGUAGUUUUCUUUGUGGGCAAUUUGUUUUACAUAGUCUUUGGUUCUAUGCAAUUACAACCUUGGGAUGAUGAAAAUUUUCUUUUAUCGGGUGAUGUACAAAAUAUGGAAAAAAGUGAAAAACAAUCAAAAGAUAUUAGGAAUUAAUUGCAGAAUUUAGAAUUAAUUAUUAUGAUCGUUCACUGGCCAGUUUUUUGGAAUUGAAAAAUCGGUAAACUGUAGGGUAA